GAAUUUGGGCUUGUAUUCUCAUUUUUUAUUUUUUUUCAAUGCGGAAAAGCACCAUCAAUAAUUAAAUUGAGACUGUUGUGUCUGGCCCUGGUAAUGACCUUUCUUGUUUGUUUCCUUUCAGAUGAUGCUUUUUGUAGUUGCAGAAAACUGGGAGGUACUCCUGAUCUCAAGUCUUCACUUCGGCUAUCCUGCAAGGCCUCGAAGUUGGUUCUCGGGGUAGAAACUCCGAUGCUUAAGUCAGCAAUAAUCAGAACUACUAGUUAUGGAGCGAGAGUAAAAGCUGAGUUUGAGGUCGGUUUCCAAUACCUUUCUGAGAUGGACCCUGAGGGUUCAGGGGGAUGUACACGUGUUGAUCCCUCCGAGAAACCCGGGCAACACGUGUCAAACAUCGCAGGAGCUUCACAUGAGGGACUGAUAGCAAAGAUAUCGUCUGAAGGAACACUAAGUGUUGGAGGGGAAGAAAGGGUGAGGGACGUGACUUCGAGCUCCGUUUCGACUUCGAGCUCGAGCUCGAGCUCGGGUGGGGGAAAUGGGGGUGGGACCCCAGCUAGUGGGGGAAAUGGGGGUAGGACCCCAACUAGUGGGGGAAAUGGGGGUAGGACCCCAAUUAGUGGGGGAAGUGGGGGUCAAGAGGGUAGCCUUGUCCCAACCAACAUUUUAGAGGUUGGUAACAAUUGGGGAAGGUGUUAUGACGAGAGUGAUGAGGUGGUGGAGGAGGUGGUGGGGUAUGAGUCAUGCUGGAGGUGCAGGGGGGAGCUGGGGCACUUAGUGGAGAACUAUACUAUCCCACCCCAUGUGCUGGUAAGGCCAGUAAGAGGCGAGGAGCGAGCGUGUUCGGCUCCAAAAGACCAUUGGAUGCCCUUGUACGCGCACUACCUGGUAGCUGGGCUCCGGUUUCCAAUCCCGGAGUUGUUGGUAGCGCUGCUAAAGGAAUACGGGUUGGGGUUAACGCAACUCGUCCCCAAUGGAGUUCGGUUGGUAGUGGGAUUUUUAGUAUACUGCCAACUUCGGGGGGUGCGAAUUCCAACUGUAGAUCUAUUUAAAUAUUUCUUUAUAAUCAAGGGGGGUAAUGGGAGGGACAAGGGGUGGUUUUACUUUACACCUCGGGUAGUUGGAGGGAGGAGUAGGAACCUGUUCACUGCAGGUCCUUUCUCCAUUAAGGGGUGGAAGGAGAAGUUUAUCUUUGUGGAUGACACGGAGUGGGGGAGGGGGGAUGGGGAGGUAGAAGAGCUGAGUAGGUGGAAGGGGAAGAGAAGAAAUCCGAACCAGUACCGACUAGGGGAGGUGGAGAAGGACGAGGUGAAGAGGUUGGAAAGGGGUGGGGGGGAGUUGGCGAACAUAAUGUACCUCACCAAUCUAGAGGUGGUGGAGUCAUCUGGAAUCUAUGGGAGGAGCUCGCUGAGCAGAGAAGAGAUGAAUCGUUUGAGAGCUGGGGGCAAACAAGUGCGACUUCCGGAGAAGAGGUCAAGGGCAUCAGCCCCCGGUGCUCAAGAGGAGCGAGUUGGGGGUGAGGCAUCAAGGCCUCGAGCUGAGAUUGAGGCCCCGAUCGAGUUCGUACCUCGGCCGGCCCCAAUGCAGAUCGACCCGGAACUUCGGGAAACCGAAGUGGUGGCGCCUGGGAGGGGGAAGAGCUCCGUUCCUUACCCCAGGCAGGUGGCCAACUUCUACAAUUCGGGGAGGACGGCUGCAAAGCGCUUCAUUGGCGCCCACUUCCUCGAGGUGGACCUGCAGAGGGCAAAAGAUGAGCUGGCUGCCAAUGGGGGGUCUAGGGUAGUUCUGCAAGACCUGGAGACUACAAAUUUGGUGAAUGCAAUGGUGGUUGAGUUCUUCGACUGCCUCCAAGAGCGGAUUGCCUUGGUGAAAAAGAACGAAAAGCUCAACCACCAGAAGGAGGAGGCGAAGAAGAACUUCAGUGAACUGACCUCAGAGCUGGAGAGGGUCAGGGAGGAGUUGGCCAACUCCAGGAGGUCUGCCGAGCUGGAGGAGCAGAAGAGAAGGAAGUGCGAGGAGGCACUUGGGAGAAAGGAGAACAAGCUGGCCGAAGUGAAGAAGUCAGCCGAGCUAGCGGUCCACAACUCUGUGGAGGAGCAUGUUUCAGACUUCGUCAAGUCUGCCACGUUCGCUGAGGUGGUGGACCUCUACCGCUUGCCAACGCUGGUGAUGGCCUUCGCUGACUGCGGCAAGAAGGUGAAGGAGCAGAAUCCAGAGGUAGAUGUGACGAGCAUCACCUUUGGUCCUGAAGAGGCAGGGGUGGAGGAGAACGGGGAUAGUAAGACGGCAGAGUUCCGUCCCGAGGUUAAAUUGACUUGGGAACGGGAUGAGGCUGGAAAGACUAUCCUCCCACCUACGUUGGACUUCGAGUUCGUUGCCGUUGAUGAGGAGGAGGCCGAGGUGGCGCCGAGGACGGAGGUGGCUGACAACAUUCGAAAUGAAGAAGUGGACCAACAACUUCAAAUUAUUGAUUGAGCUCGGCCAGCUCGUAUUUUGUACUGUUAUUUUUAGAAUUUGUAGCUUGUGUAAAGAACAAGUUGUAUUUGACUUGAAAUGAAUGAAUUGAAAUUUU
Molecule: messenger RNA, 2563 nt
Organism: Rubroshorea leprosula
Lineage: Eukaryota; Viridiplantae; Streptophyta; Magnoliopsida; Malvales; Dipterocarpaceae
Source: the annotation of a GenBank genome assembly